UCAUCAUCUGACAUGCUUGACAUUUAAAAUAACCACAAAUCGCUAUCGAACCAAGCAAAAAAUGGGCAAAAUAAACAUAAACGAAGUGAGCAUGUAAAACAUCCUAGUCCUCCAAAAAGGAACGCAAUUACGUUCUGUAAAUAGUGUACAAAGUUGAAUGAAUCAUGUGCGAGAACAUCGCCGAUUGUGCCGAUACGGUGGAUCCUCGCGUUCACAUAGAGCUAGAGCGGCUCAACAACGCCACCGACGAAAUCAAUCGGCUAGAAAGCGACCUGGACGGGGCGCGAGGUGCAUUCAGAAAUUUAUUGUGUGAUAGUACGGCCAAAAUAGAUGCGAUUCGACUGAAACUGGGGCUGUGUGUUGAGCGCGCCAAACCUUACUAUGAGGCAAGGUUCUGUGCAAAUGAAGCUUUAAAGCAAACUCAGGUAGCUGCAAUGAAGUAUGAAAAGGCAAACAGUGCACAUAGUGCUGCCAGGGAGAUGGUGUUCUUGGCUGAGCAAGGAUUGGGUGGAAGAACAUUAGAUCCUGCCUGGCAGGAAAUGUUGAAUCAUGCAACACAAAGGGUUAAUGAGUCAGAACAUGACAGAGGUUCAGCUGCUGGGGAACAUAGGGUGGCUUGUGUGAAACAUGAAGCUGCUAAUGCCAAAGUCAGAAUGUUGCAAAAGGAAUUGAAGAGGGCUAUAUCAAAAAGCAGUUUAUCCAUUCGACGUAAUCUUAUGAUCAUUAGUAACCUAGCUUACCAGCAUGAGUUAAUAUUACUACCGUAUUAUGAGAUGAAAGCUCAUUACAAUUAUCUCCUGGAACAACAAAGACUACGUAUUCAAACCGUUGAAUCGCAGGUGUCAACAGCUAAACUAACAUAUGCUGAAGCAUUGCGAAAUUUAGAAGAAAUAUCUGAUGAGAUCCAUCGCAGUCGCAACUCGAAGAAACUGGAUUUCUUACAAACGCCAAAGAAACAAAACAGUAUGGACAGCAACGAAUCUUACGUCGACGUAGACUUCUCCGAAGAGUUUAAAACAUUACCACCCAAGUUAAACUCUUUUCCAGUGCCGAAUAAAGAAGGGGACGUCGGAUAUAAAAAUACGCCGUACAACAUAUCACCGACCAGUCCUGCAUCGCAUAUAAGUACCGAAGAGACGGACGAGAAACUUCUACACCCGAACAGCCAAUCAAGCGAGUGGACCGAAAUUAAUCUGGACGUAUCCAGCCCCGAGGAGGAGAUCAAAGAGGAUGAGAAACCGAAACUUUUACGGCAGCGAACCUUACCGAAUACGCUCACCGAUGGUGAGUUCAAACACAAACCGAAGUUGGAUUCGAGCAUCACCAACUGGAUUAGCAGGUCAUCGGCUGCCAGGACCGAAACGCGCGAGGAGAGUAGUCGUAGGCAGAGUUUGGAUAAUCUCCUCGGGCCAACCAGUGAAAAGGUCAAAGAGAUUUGGUCACAAGGUAUGAUGAUGCUCAACAUCAGCGCUCUGACCGAACGUCGCAACAGUGAGCCACGCGCAGGCAUUACUGAGGGAGGCAAGGGUAGUAAGAAGCUGCCAAGUCCACUGGAAAAGACACUUACGUAUUUGAAUGUGGAAGAUGACACUUCUGAUACGGAGAGUUUAGCCAGUGUAGAUAUGCUUAACGAGGAGCAAAUCAAUUCACUUAUGUUGGAUAAAGAAUUGCCGCUAGUAUGUGAAGAGGUGCUGGGCACACCAAUGAACGAAGUUGUUGCUCUGCCACAACUGUUUGAUGCUAGUCAAAGCCAAAUUCAGAAGCAGGCGAGUGAGAGUUUAAUUUAAGGAAAAAUAAUAAUAUCAAGUGGUAAAGACGCAGAUGAAAAAGAAAACGCGUAAGUUUUAGCGCUGUGAAUGUUUACCUAUUAUCUCUUGCCUGGUACAAAAUGCAAUAAUUAAGCUAUUAACGAAGCCAACUAUAUUUAAUUAAUCGUUGUAUCAACGUUUUUAUUUAAAAAGUACAUAGGCAAUUUUAAUGUCUCCAACUUAUAAGCUGCCCGUAACGUUCAGUAUCAUGUACGAUAAUAACGCACGUUUGAGGUUUGCUUACAAUCGUAACAUGUUAGUAAUGUUAGUCAUUGGAAAUAAUUAUAUACAAGCAAUAUCUGCGUUUAAAUCCCAAAUUUUUGAGGCUGUAUUGAAAAACAUAUUAGUUGAAAUCAAAAUAGUUCUUAAAAAAGUGUAAAAAUUCACAAUUAGCAAUUAUUCUAGCGGACUUUUCCAAAGAUAUACUUCCAGUUUGUUUAAAUGCAUUAUUUGAAACCAACUUAACGCAAUUGAAAUAUAUAAUAAUCAAUCGUUGAAUAAGGCGUGUGUUUUGUCUUGUUUGUGAUUUAUGAUUAUUUCGCACUGUUGAUGCUUUUUAAGAUUUUAUUUUCUGCGAUCAAUAUUUAUGUUUGUUAACUGUUAUUGUUUUAAAAAUAAAUAAUUGCUUAUAGA
Messenger RNA from Dalotia coriaria, 2441 nucleotides. Its product is annotated as SH3 domain-binding protein 5 homolog. Gene Ontology annotation, biological process: negative regulation of protein tyrosine kinase activity; intracellular signal transduction. Gene Ontology annotation, cellular component: cytoplasm. Lineage: Eukaryota; Metazoa; Arthropoda; Insecta; Coleoptera; Staphylinidae. Gene Ontology annotation, molecular function: protein kinase inhibitor activity. The record is from RefSeq and is a predicted model, not a curated record.